Molecule: messenger RNA, 363 nt
Organism: Amaranthus tricolor (Joseph's coat)
Lineage: Eukaryota; Viridiplantae; Streptophyta; Magnoliopsida; Caryophyllales; Amaranthaceae
Product: protein MIZU-KUSSEI 1-like
Exons: 1
Coding region: 1-363 (120 amino acids)
Biological process (GO): hydrotropism
Source: RefSeq, a predicted model, not a curated record
AUGUAUGUCUAUGAAGAAUUGCGCUUGAAUGCGAGAAAAAGGGAUGAAAAGGAGAAAAAGGGGUUGUUAGAAGUGAAUGUUUGGGAUAUGUUUUUUAAUGGGAAGAAGUGCGGGUAUGCAUUAAAGAGGGAGGCUAAUGAGAUGGAUUUAAGUAUAAUGGAACUGUUAAAGGUGAUUACAAUGGGUGUUGGUGUGUUGCCACAUACUAAUUAUUAUGGUGGGGAUGAUCCUGAUGAUGAGUUGGAUUAUAUACGAGCCAAUUUUGAUCAUCAUGUUGGAUCUAAGGAUUGUAAGACGUUAUAUAUGUUGUGUCCUGAAGGGAAUAAUGUUCUUGAUCUAACUAUAUUUUUUGUAAGGUUGUAA